CCAAAAAUCAACCCCCUCCUCCUCCUCAACCAAAAACCGACAACGACGACACGGCACACGCACAAAGCAAACAAAACUGACCAUCCCCCCCAAGCAAAGAACACACACAAAUACACACACACGGAUAGACGCACACCAUGACAUCAAUCAAUGUUGAUCAGAUUAUCCUCAAGCUCCUCGAAGUUCGAGGCAGCCGCCCCGGCAAGACCGUUGAUCUCACCGAGGCUGAGAUUCGCGGCCUGUGCCUCAAGUCCCGAGAGGUGUUCCUGAGCCAGCCCAUCCUGCUCGAGCUCGAGGCGCCACUGCGCAUCUGCGGUGACACACACGGCCAGUACUACGAUCUCCUGCGUAUGUUCGAGUACGGCGGCUUCCCUCCCGAGUCAAACUACCUCUUCCUCGGUGACUAUGUCGACCGUGGCAAGCAGUCUCUGGAGACCAUCUGCUUGCUGCUUGCCUACAAAAUCAAGUUCCCGGAGAACUUCUUCCUUCUCCGCGGCAACCACGAGUGCGCGUCCAUCAACCGCAUCUACGGCUUCUACGACGAAUGCAAGCGGCGGUACAACAUCAAGCUGUGGAAGACGUUUACGGACUGCUUCAACUGCCUGCCUGUUGCGGCCAUCAUUGACGAGAAGAUCUUCUGCUGCCACGGCGGCCUCUCCCCCGACCUGCAGUCGAUGGAGCAGAUUCGCCGCAUCAUGCGCCCAACAGACGUCCCCGACACAGGCCUGCUGUGCGAUCUCCUGUGGGCAGACCCCGACAAGGACACACAGGGCUGGGGCGAGAACGACCGCGGUGUCUCGUUCACCUUUGGCGCUGAGGUUGUGGAGAAGUUCUUGCACAAGCACGACAUGGACCUCAUUUGCCGCGCGCACCAGGUUGUCGAGGACGGUUAUGAGUUCUUUGCCAAGCGCCAGCUCGUCACCAUCUUCAGCGCGCCAAACUACUGCGGCGAGUUUGACAACGCCGGUGCGAUGAUGAGUGUGGAUGAGAGCCUCAUGUGCUCGUUCCAAAUUCUCAAGCCCGCGGACAAGAAGAACAAGUACUCGAGCUACGGCCGCUUCAGGAAAUGAGGACCGGCCCGCUGUGGUCCCUCCUGUAUCGUUGUUUGCUUGAUCGACCUUUGACCGUUGGCUUCCGUGCUCCGUCUGUUUGUCCCCGUAUUGACUAGUUGUCAUGAACACGCCGUUCUUGGCGUAGCCCCGCUCUCCCUGUUUCUUCUCUCUUUGUCGUUGUUUUGCUUUUUGCUCCCCGUGGUUUGUUUGGUCGUUUGGUUGGUUGUUUGAGUGAUGUUGUUUGGUUGGUUGUUUGGUUCUUUGUGUUAUUCACACAAACAGCAAGGGAUGUACCCCUCUUGUCGCUCCCCAUCUCAAAUCCGUGGACUGUGCCUGCGCCCGCGUGUCUUGUCUUGUCUUGUCUUGUGUUGUGUUGUUUUGUUUUGUUUUGUUUUGUUUUGUUUUGUCUUGUCGUUGCCGUCUUACACCCCAGCUGCUGUCCAUGUUGGACCUAUUGCCUGGCAUCCACGCUUCUCGCGGGUUGUUCCUUGCUGACCUCUCUGUUGACAUGAGGUUGGUGCGCCUCCCAUGUCUUCAUUCUCCCGCAUUUUUGUGUGUGUUUGCUUCGUUUCUUCUUACCAGGCCGUGCUGCCGCAUGCUGUUGGUGUUUGUGUCGUCGCUGGUGCUUGCUUGUGCCGGUGUUGGGUUGGUGCUGGCUGUCUCCUUCUCUUCUCGCUCGUGUUUUGGUUGCGGCUUGUGGAUCGAGCGGGUGGCGCAUGUGCACGCACACAUGCUUUGUUGUUUUGCAGAUGGGUGCAGUGAACACUAAGUGAAAUGUCCGAGUGAAGUCAUGUCAACUGAAGUUGUUCCCAGUG
Molecule: messenger RNA, 1867 nt
Organism: Salpingoeca rosetta
Lineage: Eukaryota; Choanoflagellata; Craspedida; Salpingoecidae
Product: phosphatase 1
Exons: 7
Coding region: 138-1070 (310 amino acids)
Cellular component (GO): cytoplasm; nucleus
Molecular function (GO): protein serine/threonine phosphatase activity
Source: RefSeq, a predicted model, not a curated record